GAGCGUGGCAUCACAAUGGCAGCGAUCGUGAUAUUUUCCAGUUCCGUCGCUUACAGGUACAAGAGCAGAAUAUGCUCUUGCGCCUCGGUCAUCGCCUUCCUGUUCAUCGUAUUGUCCUUCCUCACACCGUUUUUUAUAAUCAGCAACGCGGGAGGUGUCUGGAUGAAAAAUCGGGUGCACACGGAAACGCCGGACGUGCAUUUCAAUUACAAGUAUUUGCUGCUCGCGGAGGUGGAUCCCUACGAAGAGCCUGUCGUGUGUACCACUUUUAAGACUUACAAGGAGAACGAGAUCGAAGAUCGCUGUAUGCUAAUUAAGGUGCGGGAGACCGACCUAAAUGGCGACGGGCAGAAGGACACGCUGAAGUUUGAGGCGCACUUUUACACGGACAAACCAGUGAAAUCCCUCAGACUAUUGCUAUUCUUCAAUUUUAAAUUAAAGCAUUUGAUCCAGACGACCAUAGAAUCGAUUGGCGUAUUCGAUCAAGUGUUGAGUCACGAGACUCAGGAGAUACGAUUCUUCGGUGAUCUGGAGCUACGGCAGAAGGGACUUCUACAUAGUGCAGGCCUCUACGAGACGUACAACGAAACCAUCGAGUUGUCCAAUUACACUCUGCCCGAAUUGCUGUUGCAUAAUUUUUACAGAAAAUUUUCAGCCAGGAUCAUGAACGAGCGGGUAACGUGGCGGAGCGGCUUCUCGCGCGACGAGGCGGUGGUGGUCAUCGGCGAGUUGUUCUACGCGGAGAACCUGAUUUACUAUCAGCCGAGCGUGUGGGAGGAACUAAAGUGGGCAUGGAUCCAAUACCUGUCGUGCCUGCUCGUGUUCGCGUACGUGACCAGGCACGUCCUGGUGUACCUGUUCAGCAAUAGAUACCUGAACACUUACAUUGUAAGACCGUGGACGAAUAAAUAGAUGGAUCACGACGGCGCUCUCAUCAUGUCUACGAAGUCGAAAGAGAAGGUCGUCGCUGCCAUCCGGAAGCUCUUCCGAUCCUCCGACAAGAUCGCAGAGCAGGAGGGAGCUAGCGGCUCGACCGGCUCGCCAUCGAGGAGACUCCUGAAUCGUCAUCACCGUCCAGAUGCCAUCACUCCGGCAGACGGACCGCUACCGGAGAAUCCUGAUGGCACUCACGUCGACCGACCCUGUUUCUUCAAGGCGAAGAAAUCCACGAAGGAGAAUGAGUGCAAGGCUGCCUGCGACGUUGGCCUGCGUCGGCUGAUGAAGGAGUUCAACAGGGUCCAGAGAGCGCAGCGCCACAGCGACUCGGCCUUCACCGCUGAACUGGUCAACGACAACGUGUUCGAGUGGUUCGUUCGGCUGCACAAGAUCGAUCCGGACAGCAAGCUGGCGGCCGACAUGCGUGAGUUGAAAAUACCUCACAUAUUGCUGCACGUUGUCUUCCCGAAGGAAUUCCCGUUCGCGCCGCCUUUCAUGAGGGUGAUCUCGCCGAGGAUCGAGCAGGGCUUCGUGAUGCACGGCGGCGCUAUCUGCAUGGAGCUCCUGACGCCGAGAGGAUGGUGCUGCGCGUACAGCGUCGAAUCGAUGAUCAUGCAGUUCGCCGCCAGCGUUGUCAAGGGACAAGCACAAGUGGCAAGGAAGUCGAAACCGAACAAGGAAUAUAAUCGCCAAUUGGCCGAGGAGUCGUUCAAGAGUCUGGUGAGGACACACGAGAAAUACGGUUGGGUGACACCACCGCUCGCCGAAGGCUGAUCGCAAAGCACAUAAUUAUCGAAAGUUCAAUGAGAUCUAUUCGAGAAGAAUUGUUUCUUGCUCCGGAAGAGACACACGUGAGAACCGACGUGACCGUUUCUUUUUUUUUAAUUUUCCCGGCAACAUCGAUAGUGAUUUCUUUGUGCCGUAAAGAUCAACCGAAAUGCAAUUUCGUUGUCGCGUAACUACAAUGAGAAGAACGUACACGCAGGUGCGGGAAGAGUGCUAAGCCGGUCGGAUAGAUGGAAAGCAUGCGCGAUUCUUUUUUGUCAUUUUUUAACAUUUUGUAACAAGUACGAAAAGACUUGAGAAAGUUUCGAGGUUUUUAGGACAUUUCCUACUUUAUUUCAUUUACAGCGUGAUAACCGACUGAAUACCGACUGCAAACGUACUACUUUCAUGCCAAAAAUUUUGAAAAUAUACAUACAUAAGCGGAAAAUUUUAUUGAAAAUCUCGGAAUUUUUUUGAGUUACAUUUAUACCAUGCCAUGCCAAAUUAUUUCUUAGAACAAAUACGGAAAUUGUUAGGAUGAUAAUCUUAUCUGCAUUUCUUCUGAUUGACAAAUAUGUUAUAGGAUUAAUCUGUUAAAUGAAGAAGCUCAUAACAAAGUAUUCUGUUUCGUUAGCUUCAACAAGUGAACAAGAAAGAAGUAAGAAAUAAGAUAGAGAAAAUUGCUCAAUGACGUACAUUAAAUCUUUAAAUGUGCUUAUUUAUGUACAAUACACGUAAUCGGAAGAUCAUGAUUAACCGUGUAAAUAUGAACAACGAAGAUAAAAUGGACGUAGGAUGAUUCGUUUCCUCGCUUGGUAACUUCAUAAUUUUAGUUCGUCUCGAUUAAAGGCAAGAAUGUCCGCGCGAGAAUUCUCUCGCUAAAACGGAAGUCUCGAUUAAGAGCUUCUACGGUCUACGUUGUGUGUAAGACUUGAAAAUAUUAACGCAUCACGUAUGAUCCGCUUGCAACAUGUUUUUCGGUCAGUCAAAGCAGAAGUGUUUACACAAGUCGCAACCUUAAUUACAAAAGUGCACGUGCCAAAUAAACAAGAAUUAGUUUGAAGCGUUAAUGUGUGUAUUAAAACUCCAAACUUGGCGUUUAGUCGCGAAGGUUCGCGCGAUUAUCUUAAUGCUAAUGGUUGAAUUCGUCGAGAAGAAAUUUACGGUAUUACAAGGCUUUAGAUUAACGGAAAACCCAACUUAAUUGUCUAAAUAAUCGAUUUUAAUGCGAGAAGUAAUAAUGUUUGUACAGGAUUCUCAAAAGAUGUGCGAGUGCGACGCAAAAGUUGACUAUAAAUAAAAUAUUUACAGAUACAUAUGAGAGACCGUCAUUUUUUUCGAUGCACGUUAACAGUACUUUGGCCUAUUUACCGUACAUUUACGAAAGCUCGACGACAGGCAUGUACACCGUGUCAUUUUUCUACCGAGUGGAUCAUGCGGUACAUUUAGAGAAAUUUAGGAAUGUUGAAUAAAAAUAUACAGGAAGGAAAGAGCGCCAACCCUUCUUAUCUCCGUUAAUUAAUCUACAAAUUCAUUGCAAGUUAUAAUUAGGAGCGAUUUUCAGCGCCGUUUUAUCAAGUCUGUUGGAAUAAAAAGUUGCUAU
Messenger RNA from Ooceraea biroi (clonal raider ant), 3304 nucleotides. RefSeq names its product transmembrane protein 231. Lineage: Eukaryota; Metazoa; Arthropoda; Insecta; Hymenoptera; Formicidae. Gene Ontology annotation, cellular component: ciliary membrane; ciliary transition zone. The record is from RefSeq and is a predicted model, not a curated record. Gene Ontology annotation, biological process: regulation of protein localization; cilium assembly.